AUGUUGGCGAAGCAAGCUUACGCACACAGUCGGUUGUUAAGACUCAAUGGAACAUUGUGUAGGCAAUCAUCGUCAUUUCGAAACCCUCCUAUUAAGGCAGCAGCAGCUGGAGUAUCUGGGACUACAUCGAGUACAACUACUACUAAAAGCUCAGCACCACCCCCACCCCCAUCACCUCCAACUUCUCAACAGAUCGAAGUGUUAGUGGAUGGCAAACCUGUUUUAUGCGAACCUGGUAUGACUAUUUUACAGGCAUGUGCUCUAGCUGGUGUACAAAUACCUCGGUUUUGCUACCAUGAACGUUUGUCAAUUGCUGGAAAUUGUCGUAUGUGUUUGGUUGAGGUAGAAAAAUCUCUGAAACCUGUUGCGAGUUGUGCAAUGCCGGUAAUGCGUGGCAUGAGCAUCAAAACAGACUCAGAAGUAACUCGCAAAGCACGUGAAGGUGUUAUGGAAUUUCUACUGGUCAAUCACCCCUUGGAUUGUCCUAUUUGUGAUCAGGGUGGGGAGUGUGAUUUACAGGAUCAGUCAAUGAAUUUCGGAUCAGAUCGCUCUCGGUUUGUUGAUAAUCGGUUCACUGGGAAACGUGCUGUAGAAGAUAAAAAUCUUGGCCCUUUGAUUAAAACAAUAAUGACUCGUUGCAUACACUGUACAAGAUGUGUAAGAUUCGCUAAUGAAGUAGCCGGUGUACCAGAUCUUGGCACUACUGGUCGUGGAAGCUCUCUCCAGAUUGGUACAUAUAUUGACAAGCCUUUCUUUAGUGAAUUGUCCGGUAAUGUCAUUGACCUAUGUCCUGUUGGUGCUUUGACGUCUAAACCUUAUGCAUUUACCGCACGACCAUGGGAGACAAGACGUAUUGAGUCAAUUGAUGUUAUGGAUGCGAUUGGUGCAAAUAUUGUGGUCUCUAUGCGUACAAAUCAAGUUUUAAGGAUAAUUCCAAGAUUGAAUGAAGAUGUGAAUGAAGAAUGGCUAGCCGACAAAUCUAGAUUUGCAUAUGAUGGUUUAAGUCGACAACGUUUAGUUGUUCCAAUGGUGAAAAAGUCUGGUAAAUUAGUUGAAAGUACAUGGGAAGAGGGAUUAAUUGAAACUGCGAAAAAAUUACUUCCCAUUUACGAGUCGUCUAAAGAAACAACAUGUAAAGAAAAUCAAAUAGCUGGAUUAGUCGGUCCAUUUGCAGAUGCAGAAUCAAUGACAGCUAUGAAGGACUUAAUUAAUCGAUUCAAUUCAGAGUUGGUAUGUACUGAAGAAAGUUUUCCAACUGACAGUGUGGAUCUGCGUACUAAUUACAUAUUCAAUAGUCAUAUUGCUGGUAUUGAGGAAGCUGAUCUUGUUAUACUUAUUGGUACUAAUCCACGUUUUGAAGCACCUUUGCUUAAUGCACGUUUACGCAAAUGUUGGGUGCAUAACGAUUUGGAAAUUGUAUUAUUAGGACCAAAAGUUGAUUUAACUUACGAUUAUGAACAUCUUGGUGAUCAACUCGAUGCUCUACAAUUAAUAGCUUCUGGAAAGCAUCCACUGAAUAAGCGUUUACAAUCUGCCUCUCAUCCAAUAAUCAUUUUGGGAAGCGAAUGUUUACAACGUUCAGAUGCGAAAGGUAUUCAUAAUACUGUACAUCGUAUUGCCACGAAUCUCAAGGAGUCUAAAAAAUUAGACUAUCAAGUAUUCAACAUACUUCAUCGUUGUGCUAGUCAAGUAGCCGCUUUAGAUUUAGGCUAUACACCCAACUAUGAAUUAAUCAAGCAAGCCAAACCCAAAGUUCUGUUACUUUUGGGCGCUGAUAGAAAUUUAAUUACACGUGAAGAUUUAGCACCAGAUAGUACUAUAAUAUAUAUUGGUCAUCAUGGAGACGCGGGUGCAACAAUGGCUGAUAUUGUUUUACCUGCCUCAGCUUACACUGAAAAAGAUUCAAUUUAUGCUAACACUGAGGGACGUGCUCAGCAAACUCGACUAGCUGUCGUUCCACCUGGAAUUGGUAGAGAAGACUGGAAGAUAUUCCGUGCAAUCUCAGAAGUAACAGGUGUCACUUUACCUUAUGAUAAUUUAAAUCAAAUUCGAAGUCGAAUUAGAGAAAUUGCUCCAGGACUUUUGAAUUUCAAUACAAUUCAAUCACCGUCUAAAGAAGUACAAACUGUGGCUGAUAAUUUAGCCAAAAUUAGCUCAAGUUUAUCUCAGCUGAAUACAAAAGAACCAAUCAAACUAAGUUUGCUUACCCUGAAGGAUUAUUUCAUUACAGAUUGUAUAAGUCGAGCAUCUCAAACUAUGGCAAAAUGUGUGAAAGCUGUACAAGAAUAUGAAAAAGCUAAGAAAAUAUAA
Messenger RNA from Trichobilharzia szidati, 2310 nucleotides. The record is from the annotation of a GenBank genome assembly. NCBI's taxonomy places the organism in Eukaryota, Metazoa, Platyhelminthes, Trematoda, Strigeidida, Schistosomatidae.